UCACAUGCUUGCGAUGCACACCUACAAUUAUACGGUUUCUUGUCGAUGCUGGUUGUUGUCGGUGCGGCUAGGUGGACCAGUUGACGGAGAUACGUCCGAUACGAGAUGGCAGCGACAACGGACACUGAGAGAGAGGGCCGCUGGGUUGUGAAAGCGUCGCAAGGGUCACGUGACGCCAUCAACCCCGUCCGUGGAUUCGAAGAGAACCUCUUCAAAGACGCCUUGAAGGCCAGAAGAACCGACAUCGAGUUCAUAAAGCUCUCCAUUGGGGACACAACAGCUCUACCAGUCCACCCGGCAGUGCCAGAGGCCGUGAAGAAAGUUCUUGAGUUGGGAGGAUGCACAGGCUACGGACACUCCCGAGGUCUGCCUGAAACCAGAGCAGCUCUAGCUCGCCUCUAUUCUCCCUUCACUCUGGACCCUAGAGGACUCACUGCUGAGGAUGUGAUAAUGACGAAUGCGUGCUCUGGGGCUCUCGAGACGUGUCUGACAGUCUUGACGGAGCCGGGACAGAACAUUCUGGUCCCCAGUCCAGGGUUUGGCCUCUACAGCUGUCUGGCCGGAUCCCGCGGUAUCAAGUGCCACUUCUACAGACUACAGGCAGACAGAGGUUGGGAGGCUGACCUUGCUGACCUGGAGAGACAGAUCGACUCGGAGACUGCGGCCAUCAUCGUCAACAACCCCUCGAACCCCUGCGGCUCCAGCUACUCCAAACAACACCUCCUCGACAUUCUGGCCAUCGCUGAGAGACAUCGACUCCCCAUCAUCGCUGACGAGAUAUAUGCCUGGAUGACAUUCCCUGGUUCAGAAUUCCACAUGUUGUCUUCUCUCUCCGAGACUGUCCCCAUCCUCUCCUGCUCCUCUCUCUCCAAGAGAUACAUGGUCGCAGGCUGGAGAAUGGGAUGGAUCAUUGUUCAUGACAGACAGAAUGCCUUCAGAGAUGAGGUGAUUCCGGGAUUGGCACGACUGGCCACCAAGGUCCUGGGGCCCUCUACUCUGGUCCAGGCCGCCAUUCCUGACAUCAUCUCCAAGGUCCCCGAGGACUACCACCAGAAGAACCUCUCCCUCUUCCACAGGAACGCUCUACACAUCAUGGAGAUCCUUGGCCCCGCCCCCGGACUCUUUCCCGUCAUGCCUCGUGCUGCCAUGUACCACAUGGUGGUGAUAGAGAUGAAGCAUUUCCCAGAGUUUCAGUCAGAUGUUGAGUUCACAAAAGCUCUCGUCAUUGAGCAGAGUGUGUUCUGUCUUCCCAGCCCAGCGUUCAAUACGAAGGACUGUUUCAGGAUAGUGCUGGGGUGUGCAGAGAGUAAAAUCCAAGAGGCUUGCAACCGCAUCGCAGCGUUUGCCAAACUCCAUUACAAAGAAUAGAAGCACACAGUUGUAAAGCACAAUAUUUAUGGUCACAAUGUUCAGAUAUUUAUUUAUUCCACCAUUGUUUAAAACGAAAUGACACACGUGUGCAGAGGGCGGUAUAUUUCAAUUGUCAGUCUUGGCAGCAGGUGUUUCAGCAUCCCCUCUGGCCUCCUCUGGUGGUGGGGGUUCUGGGUUCUCCUCUCCAGCUUUCCCCGAGAACCGCAUACAACUGCCGUUGAUACAGUACCUCUGACCAGUCUUCUCUCGCGGUCCAUCCUCAAAGACAUGUCCGAGAUGAGCUCCACACUGACCACAUAUUACCUCCACUCUUCUCAUUCCAUGGCUCUCGUCCACAACUCUAACUACGCUGUUCGACUUGCUGACUACAUCGGAGAAAGAAGGCCACCCGGUGCUCGAAUCAAACUUGUCCUCCGUCUCAAACAGUCUGUUUCCACACACCACACACGAGAAGACGCCGUCUUCCUUGACGUUCAGGUUGGGACCUGUGCCGGCUCGCUCCGUGCCUUUCUGCUGCGUGACGCGGUACUCUUCGGGCGUUAGUUUCUGUCGCAGCUCGUCUUCGGUGAAUUUCACCUUGGGCUCGGGGGCCGCCGUGUAGAGCGGCACCUUUUCUUUCCCCGGACCAGAGUUACCCAUGAAGACUGCUGUGGAGGCGCUGACUGGACGGCAGACGAGGAGAGACGUCGAUACUCGCAGUGCAAGUACUAGCGACCGCGGAGAGAAGAAACGGAAUUUCCGCAACAUUGCACUGU
This is a messenger RNA of Geodia barretti, 2126 nucleotides long. Lineage: Eukaryota; Metazoa; Porifera; Demospongiae; Tetractinellida; Geodiidae. The record is from the annotation of a GenBank genome assembly.